AUGCCUAACCAACCCAGCUUGAGUAAGCGACCAAGCUCCAAUAGCAAAGACGUGUCGCCACCUCCAUCGAAGCGGAGGCAACAGUCGACUACAACGAGCAAAGCAGUCGCCAAUUUCUUCACACCAGCUUCAAAAAAAGAGCCAGAGAAGAUGAUAUGGCGGGUAGUCAAAGACAGCUUGUUAGUCGGACGCUUCAAUAUAGCAGCGCAGUCAGUUACGCAGGGCAAGCGCAGAAUCGCUGCCUUUGACUUCGACUCAACGUUGAUCACAACUGCAUCAGGAAAGACUUUCAGUCGCGAUGCAAGCGACUGGAAGUGGUGGGACAGUAGCGUUCCAGGACGGUUGAAAGAGUUGCAUACAGACGGCUUCCUUGUCGCUAUCAUCAGCAAUCAAGGCGGCAUCAGUCUGAAACCUGAUCCCAAAACCGUAAAAUCUGAUCAAAAGCGAUUAGCAGACUUCAAGACCAAGGUAACAGCAGUCUUCAACCAGCUCGACUUCCCAAUAUCGAUAUAUGCUGCGACGAGUCGAGACCAAUACAGGAAGCCCAGGACCGGCAUGUGGAACGAACUGAUAGAGGACUACGAUCUCGAGAAUGCAGAGUCUAUCGAUCUUGAGAACUCAGUAUUCGUUGGGGAUGCUGGCGGUCGCGAGGCAGUGGCUGGCGGCGUAAAGGACCACUCGUGUGUCGAUAGAGACUUUGCUGCUAACGUCGGUAUACCGUUCCACACGCCAGAAGAGUACUUCCGGCAUGAGGAUCCGCGACCAUUUGUUAGGGCUUUCGAGCCGGCCGCCUACACGGAAGAGCGGGCUGACGGCUCAGCACCUGCACUUGCAGCAAACACUUUUACACAACCGGUAACCCCGGAGAUUGUCAUGUUCUGCGGCAGCCCUGGUUCAGGUAAAUCGUCGUUCUAUUGGAAACAUCUGCAGCCACUCGGUUACGGUCGCGUUAACCAAGACAUUUUGAAGACUCGCGAGAAGUGUGUAAAGGCUGCUACUGCACUCAUCGAAGAGGGCACAAGCGUAGUUAUCGACAAUACCAAUGCCGAUCCAGAAACACGAGCCGUGUGGACUACAUUGGCGCAGAAAUUGAAAGUUCCUAUUCGAUGCGUACUUUUCGCUGCCACGCCAAAGCUGUGCGAGCACAAUGAUACGUUCCGCGCAUUGAAUAUUGGUCCAGAAGUAAGUUUACUCGCUAAGCCUCCUCCCGUUCGUGAGUACCGGAAGAUGCUCUCUGCUCAUUACUUCAAAUUUGUUAUUACACUACCCGAUGUGGAAAUUGGUUGUGCGGGACAUCCCAUGCUGACAUGCAAUCUCCGCCAAAAGACGAACCGCGAAUCUCGUACUAUCCUGCCGCACAUUGCGUUCAGUGGCUUCGCUUCCAGAUACCGCGAGCCUAAGCCUUCGGAAGGCUUUGCAAACAUCAUCAAGACCGAUUUCCAGUUUGAGGGUUCCGAGGAGCAGAGACUGUUAUGGAGCAAAUACUGGAUCUGA
Molecule: messenger RNA, 1494 nt
Organism: Alternaria atra
Lineage: Eukaryota; Fungi; Ascomycota; Dothideomycetes; Pleosporales; Pleosporaceae
Exons: 7
Coding region: 1-1494 (497 amino acids)
Biological process (GO): DNA repair
Molecular function (GO): ATP-dependent polydeoxyribonucleotide 5'-hydroxyl-kinase activity; polynucleotide 3'-phosphatase activity; double-stranded DNA binding
Source: RefSeq, a predicted model, not a curated record